CUCGGCCGGCGGCGUGAGGAGCCCCGCGGGGCCGCUUCGUAGGCCGCGCUGCGUGAGGAGCCGCAGUCCGUGGGGAGCUCCCGGCCUGGGGCAGGUGCGGGACCGCGAGUUGCCUCGGCAGGCGGUGUCCCGGGGGCUGUGUGAGGAGCGGCGGUUGGGGCUCCGGGUGCGCCGUGCGCUGCUGCGGGAACAAACGAAGGAGGGAAAUCCUUCCGAAAGCCGGCGUUGUGAGCCGUGUGCCCACAGUGGGAAACUGCUUCCUUUCCGACAGGCUCCGUGAUUCCAAGUGAAGCUCGCACUGCCGCUCCCAAUAAGGUACAGAUGAGAGAACAGCAGAGGGGUCCUGGCUUGAUUGUGUGCCACCCUGCAGCUGCCAGCUUGCUGUGCCACAACAACGAGGCUCACUGCCAAGAACUGUGGAGAGAAGAGGAAAAAAGACUAGAAUUAUUAUAGCAGGAUUGAGUGGAUUCUCAGCAAGACAUGAUUGUCUGUGCUGUGACACAACAGCCUUGAAAGGCACAGAAUGAGGCACGUGUAUGGCACACAGUGCUUUGAAAUACUUUAUGGAGCAGCAAAAUUAAUUACGUUCACCCAUCUCUCUUACAAUACGGAGAGAUUUUUUCCAGAAUCACACUCCUUUUAAAAACAUAUUUUCUGCCAUGCUCUGCUUGCUGCCUAUCUGGGAAACAUGUGCAGCCAUUUGAUAAAUACACUGCAGAAAACACCGGUGAAGUCGCAGUCUCCCUGCAGGAGAGGAAUAGCUGAAGGGAAAAAUGGUAAAUAAGAUAUGUAUAUUUUGAGGAGACAUUCAGUCAUGCCAUACUCUCUCUGUGAGUGCUAGCAUUCCAGCUCUCUGCAGUCCCAUCUGAGACUCUGUGGGCAGGACACAGUGAUGGAGGACUCUCCAACAGAUGUUGUGGGUGAAGACAGUGACACAGGCUUCCAAGACACGCAGGCUGAACUGGCAGAGCGGGUGGCGGCCAUAGAUGUGGCUGCUCACCCAAACAGAAGUGACCAAAAUGGUGAAGACAUCACUGAAGAAAAUGACACUGUCUUUUCUGAUAAUGUAAAGGACAUCCAAAGAAAUGGAGUCAACAGUGAUGUGGAAACAAAUGAAUUCCUGCUCUCCCAACAGUCAGACAAUGCUCAGUCGGGGCAUGCUUCCAAGAAACCUCUUGCUAGACCUGUGCUAUCAAGUAGGAAGUUGUCUCUUCAGGAAAGAUCAUCAGGAAGUCAUUUGGCUUCGAGCAACACUCCGGGUUUUGGUCAUUAUGCCACAGGGCCAUCACCACGUAUAAUACGGAGGCCAACGAUAGAGUCCAAUCGAGUCUCCAUCUCAGAUGCUGAGGACUGUGUGCAAUUAAACCAGUACAAGCUGCAGAGUGAAAUAGGCAAGGGUUCCUAUGGUGUUGUGAAGCUGGCCUACAACAAGGAUGAUGACAAGUAUUAUGCUAUGAAAGUCCUCUCCAAAAAGAAGCUCUUGAAGCAGUAUGGAUUUCCACGUCGACCUCCUCCUAGAGGGUCAAAAACAUCCACUGGAGAGCACUCUAAAACAAUGGCACCACUGGACAGAGUCUAUCAGGAAAUAGCCAUAUUAAAGAAACUGGACCAUGUCAACGUUGUUAAACUGAUAGAGGUCCUUGAUGAUCCUGCGGAAGACAACUUAUACAUGGUGUUUGACCUCCUGAGGAAAGGGGCUGUCAUGGAGGUACCAAGUGACAAGCCAUUCAGUGAGGAUCAGGCCCGGCUCUACUUCCGAGACAUUGUUUUGGGCAUUGAGUACUUGCACUACCAGAAGAUCAUUCACCGGGACAUCAAGCCUUCCAAUUUGCUCUUAGGAGAUGAUGGACAUGUCAAAAUUGCUGAUUUUGGAGUCAGUAAUCAGUUUGAAGGGAACGAUGCCCAGCUUUCCAGCACAGCAGGAACACCAGCCUUCAUGGCACCAGAGGCCAUUUCAGACACGGGCAAAAGUUUCAGUGGGAAGGCACUUGAUGUAUGGGCCAUGGGAAUUACCCUGUACUGCUUUGUUUAUGGGAAGUGUCCUUUUAUAGAUGAAUAUAUUCUGGGUCUUCAUAACAAGAUCAAGAGCAAGCCUGUGGAGUUCCCAGAAGAAUCACAGAUAAGUGAUGAGCUCAAGGAGCUGAUCUUACGCAUGCUGGAUAAAAAUCCAGAAACAAGGAUAACAGUCCCUGAAAUUAAGGUACAUCCGUGGCUAACCAAAGGUGGUGAGGAGCCUUUGCCACUGGAAGAAGAGCACUGUACUGUGGUGGAGGUUACAGAGGAGGAAGUGAAGAACUCAGUGAAGACAAUCCCAAGUUUGCCGGCUGUGAUCCUAGUGAAGGCCAUGCUAAGGAAACGCUCCUUUGGAAAUCCAUUUGAAGUUCAGACCAGACGGGAAGAGAGGUCCAUGUCUGCUCCAGGGAACUUGCUAAUAAAACAAGGAAGCAGAGAAGGAGGCAGGGACUCAGAGCUGCCUGAUGUGUGUGAAGAUGAAGCUACGUCCUGAAGCCACGUGGCUGUCGCAGGCUGGUUGCUCACGUGCUGCUGCUGCUGUACCCAUCGUGGUGUUGUUUGGCACACACCUGCUCACAUCACAAAGUCCAGGGCCUGCAAAGCAAAAAGCAAAACGGACCAACCUAGCAAACUGAAAAGGAGGAAAAGAGCAGCAAUAAAGAAACGAGCGAGUCUCAGCUGGCAGAGGGCUGGCUUGGCCUCUUGGGCAGCUGUGUUCCUCAUGCGAGGUGUCCGUGUGCUCCUCUGUGUGUGCCUUGCUCUCCACUUGUGCUUCACGUGUGAGCUUUGUAGUUGGGUGUCUUGACCAAUGAAUGUUUUUAUUUGCAAUGCAACAAACCAAACGUUGUCUCGUGGGUCGUUCACCCUAGAGACCUUUUUCUUGCUUUCUUUCAUUCUCUGUUUCAAAGAUCAGGAAAAAAAAAAUGACAUCAAAGCUAGAUCUCAUAUCAGAGAGCGACUCCUAAUGCACACAUAAAGCGUGCUGUAUAUCAGCUGUGAUAACAGUUCUACGGAUAGCAGUUACAGAAGGAUGAGAUCUUCCUUUUGGUGUUUACGCUGUCAUUCUCUAUGCCUUUUUUUUCCCCCAUCUCCUCUUAACCCUUAGUGUAACCCCUGCCAGCAUUGAUAGCUUUAUUCAUGGCAGUGUUACAAACUAUAAGAACUAUGUGAUAUUUCCUGUAUGUGCAAUGAGCCUCUGAAUGCCACAGAGCUGAAGCACCAGGACACACUGUACGCAUGAAGGCUCAGUGCACAGGGGACGUGUGCUGAUGAGCUCUUCCCAAUGAUGAGCUGAUGAGCUGUGAUUUCACUCCCUCACCUGCUCCCAGUCCCGUGCGCAUGGGUGUUGCUAUGAAGUCUAAAAAGAAGUGGCAGGUUUGGCAUUUUAUCUCACUUACGGCUGAUUUCCUUUCACACACAUCUCUUAGCUCCUUUAAAAUGUGUGCCUGAUGCUUUUCAACUCUGAUCUCCUGAUAAAUGGCCUAAAAAUGGGAGAGCUCGGAAGGAUGGAAAACACGAUGGAAGGGUUUUGAAACUAAGGAAGGUCACAGAACACAAAUGGGAUAAAAACAAAAACUCGAUCUGUCGUUGCUUAAGGCCAUAGUUUUUAAUUUUAAGACUGUGAUUUUAUGCACGUGCCGAUGCUGCUGAUGGCAAUCCAUGGAUUGCUUCUAAACUUGGGAUUAGAAGCUUCAUCUCUGCGUUUGACAGCAGGUGAGAGACUGCACUCAAGGAGCAGACGCGGUCGUUUCAUCGGCUUCUGCCUGUACAGACUGUGUGUAAUCAGCUAUUCCACUUGCACGCCGGGAGUAAAAGCCAGUGACAUCAAUCCAUCGAAACACAGGCUGGUAUUUUCCUUUGAGCUUUAAGGGGGGUCUCAGCAUGCCCCCAGAAAGUCAAUGGACUGCAUUCUUGUACUUAAAGGACACGAUUAAAUUUGGUUCCUUACUGACUUUUUUUUUUAGGCUAACCAUGAGGGCUUUGGGGCUUGAGUCCCCUGAUUCUGUUGUGCCAGGGGAUACACAUACAAGGAUAAUUAAUAGCAACUGCUAUGCUAAUUUUCCCAUUUUGUUUGCUGUAGAUUGGUUUGGUUCCCAAUUAUUUUGUAGCCUCGCUUUGCUUCCAGUGCCUUCUGCUUGCCAGCUCCUGCCUGCCCUCUCUCUGUCCUCCUCUCUGCUCGUCUUGGGAAGCCCAAGGCAGGCUGCAGUCUGGGCUGUGCCCCACAUCCUGCCUAUAAAUACUGGCCAAGCCCCAUGGUUUGGGGUGUAUUCUUGUAGUUAAGGUAUUUUGUCAAGGAGACGUUCCAUUUUUCAAUCAGGCAGCGGGAUUAUAUCCUGUCAAUGUUAUUGCUCUGGGGCUGUAUUUUGCAUCACUUGCAUGCAGGUAUUGUAUCAAGCCUGCCUUUGUGCCUCUGCAUGCACCUGCAGUGCACUCAGCGCCCUCCCAGGGCUGUGGCUGUGCUUCAGCCUGGCACUGUGAUACAUCCCUGCACACCGGCGCACUUGAAUGUGUGCUUGAGCCAUAUUGACUCGUAAUGAAGAUUUAAACACUGCGAAAGGGAGGGAAAACCAAGAUGGAACCUUGGCAAGUCCCACAGCACAUCUGGGGCUCUGCAGAUGCAGGAGGAUGCGUUGGGAUCAGGGAUGGUUAUGCACGGAAUGCUUGCAGACAGCUGGCCCCAUCUGGGGCAAAUGAGUCUUCAGUAGGGACAGAGCAUGAGGGCACCAUCGGGUCCCGCUGAGCGGCAGCAGUGGGCGGAAGGAUGGCUCUGUCUGACCCAUCCCUGAGGCCGGCCCCAAAGGCAGGGGGACGUGGAGCGUGGGAGAAGGGAGCAGCUGUAAUCAUUGUCAGAGUGGGUCUGCUGAGGUCUGAGCAACGCUUGGGUGGUGCUCACAGAGCUGUAAGGCCACGAAUGAGGUUUUAUUUAUUGUGAUUUAACAGAUGGUAGGGGGGAGAAGCGCUAAUGCAGGCGGUUGUUGGGUUACUGUAAAAACGGGCAGCUGGGGGAGCUGGUGGGGGUGAGGAGGCUGGGAAACUGCUCAGCCUCAACUAAUGAGACCAAGCAAAUAAUUACAGAUUUUUCUCUAUGUUCUUCGAGUGGUAACUAAAGCACUGCUGUAGUUUCGGAGGGGGAUUGAGGAGAGUGGGUAUUUGUUGUGAUUAUCCCCAAAUCUGCUUUGGAAAAUUGCCUUUUUUGGUGAAAGAAAAUCUUCUGGAGCUGUUUCUGCAGGUCUGGGGAGCUGCGAGCAUCACAGAGCUGAGCUUUUGUCAGGCCUCGUUUCUCCUGCCAGCUCUGUGGGUCUGCCCUUCCAUCUCCAGCAACUGUGCAGAUCAAAGAGGUGGGAGCAGCACAAGCAGCAAGAACUGCUGGGGUUGAUUGGGAGGCUCGGUGUGACUGCUGCAAGGAUGCUCCUUUCACUGAGCUGCAAUGAAACUCUUGCUCGUUUUUAUGUGUGUGAGGGCAGCUGGGGGCAGUGCUGCUCGUGCUUUGAAGUAAGGAAGAGAUUCAAGAGAGAACCUGUUCCAAACGAACACCUCAGGCAAGUCAGCCCUAUUGUUCACUCUAGAAAGUCAUUAGCAGGAUGUCAUUAGCAGGAUGUCCAAGUAUUUGUCUGCGUUCUCGCUAUGAACACGGGGUGGGAUUUGGCGUGGCAGGGCUGCUGCGAGCAGUGACCCGCGGGGUGCUGUGGGCAUUUGUGGAUGCUUUGGUGUUCACUCGGCGCUUUUCCUCCCCAAUCCGCUGGCGGUGCUGCUCUGUGCUAACAGGUGGCUGUCGGCUGCGUUGUGCUGAGGGCUCCUCCUGACGGCAGUCGGCUCUGGUCAGCCUUCCAUCGUGGGCACAGGGAGCUCUGAUGGCAGUUUCUCCUUAGGAGAAGCGGUACAUCUCUGAUCUCCAGGAGGUCGUUUGUUUCUCUUGCUCCGCUGAUAGCUGCAGGUCUUCUCUUUGGGGGGCAGUGAAUCACAGAACGGAAUCACUGAGGUUGGAAAAGACCUCUGAGGUCAUCCAGUUCUCCCACCAAUAUUUCCCACCAAACCACAUCCCUGAGAACCACAUCUAAUAUUUCUUGAGCACCUACAGAGCUGACCCCCCCACCUCCCUGCACAGCCCCUUCCAGUGCUUGGCUGCUCUUUCACCUGAACCUCCCCUGCUGCAACCUGAGGCCAUUCCUGCUGCUGGCAGUGCUGUGCUGCCACACACCAGGGUGCUGUUGGCCUUCUUGGCCACCUGAGCACACUGCGCUAAGUAAAAAUCCUCAUUAAUAUCUCCUGUCUGGUAUGAAGGAAUACUGCAGUGUGUGCCUAACGUAUGGGCAGGAAGACGUUGCUGUGAAUACCACACUUGCAAAUAAAUGAGCUUUGCAGCUAUUUAAUGACACGUUACAGCAGGUACAUGGAUAACAACUCACUGCACUUAGGAAGCUGCCUCAGCCAGCCAUGUAUGCAUGCUGUCCCUGCUCUCGCACAGUGAUUUCCACUGAUGCAGCCCCAGGAAGCAGCAGCGUGGGGUCUGUGGUGCAUCUUGCAGUCAGCUUUUGAGCAGGAGCGCUGUCUGUGUCACAGCUGGGUCAGCACCGUGUGUGGCUGAAAGCUCACCUGGAAGCUGCUGUGUGGAAUCAGACGUUCCUUCGCUGUUCUCACAGUCACGUUGCUGCCUGCUUGUGCUGCUGUUCUGCAGCGAGAUGGAGCUGGCCUGGGAGAGGGAAGGCUCUGCCCGAGGGGUAGGAUCUGAGCGAGGGAGGGAUGUGCAGAGGACGGAGGACUGCAGCGCUGUGCAGCCCUGCCAAGAGCAGCAGCACGUUGGUGUCCGGCAGGGCUGUGGGGACAGGAAGCACAUCAUCACUUGGUGUGUACGUGUAACUUAGUUUGGGUACCAAACUUCUCCCCCUUACCAGGGCUUGUGUGCAGUGCUGUUUGCUGAGCAAAGCAGUGACAGGGAUUUCUUUUCUGGCCCGAAGCCCCCCGUGGAAGACCACGUCCUGAGCAGCAUGCCGAGCGCUCUGAAAAACUGUACAUUCAAGAGAAGAACUAUGACUUUUCAGGACGUAAUUCGGAUCCUCUGUGCCGUAACCUUGCUGCUGUGCACCUGAUUUAUGCCCGUUCUGUUAGUAUUUAAGUCUCUUGUUCUACUCAAUGUGAAGUAUGACUGUGUGUGUACUCUGCUCUGAUUCCAGCAUGAUGUAUAUGCACUCAGUACUGUAAUGGCGCGUGGCCGUUACCCUGUAAAUAUGUACCAUGAAUAGAGAGGCUAUUUUUUGCAUGCUUUUGUACUCUAGAACCAAAAAGAAAAUGACAAUAAAGUCCACAGAAAUGA
This is a messenger RNA of Gallus gallus (chicken), 7324 nucleotides long. RefSeq names its product calcium/calmodulin dependent protein kinase kinase 1 (gene CAMKK1). The transcript is spliced from 19 exons. The record is from RefSeq and is a predicted model, not a curated record. NCBI's taxonomy places the organism in Eukaryota, Metazoa, Chordata, Aves, Galliformes, Phasianidae. The coding region runs from base 893 to 2506 and encodes 537 amino acids. Gene Ontology annotation, biological process: CAMKK-AMPK signaling cascade; activation of protein kinase activity; protein phosphorylation. Gene Ontology annotation, molecular function: ATP binding; protein kinase activity.